Messenger RNA from Halichondria panicea, 1615 nucleotides. Its product is annotated as zinc finger CCCH domain-containing protein 15 homolog. Gene Ontology annotation, molecular function: metal ion binding; mRNA binding. NCBI's taxonomy places the organism in Eukaryota, Metazoa, Porifera, Demospongiae, Suberitida, Halichondriidae. The record is from RefSeq and is a predicted model, not a curated record. Gene Ontology annotation, biological process: cytoplasmic translation. Bases 111 to 1439 code for a protein of 442 amino acids. The transcript is spliced from 9 exons. Gene Ontology annotation, cellular component: cytosol.
CGUGGGGCUGAGUUUUCCACAACUUAUUCGCUAAAUUAGAGAAGCUACCUCUCUGUGUCUAGUCUGUGAAUUAUCCUCUCCUCUUCCUGCGUGUACUCAGUGCUACAGAAAUGCCUCCUAAGAAACAAGCGACCCAGCAAGGUCCCAACAAAAAGACGGUCGAGAAAAAAAGAGAAAAAGUCAUUGAGGACAAGACGUUUGGUAUCAAGAACAAGAAAGGCAAGAAACAACAAGUGUUCAUCAAGCAGGUGACCAACCAGGUCAAGUUCGGAGGCUCUAGUCAACAGAAGAGAGAGGCUGAUGAGUUCCAGGCUAAGAAAGACAAAUUGGAAAAGCUGAAAGAAAGAUCUGAAUUUGACUCGUUGUUCCGACCAGUACAGCAGAAGAUCUCUCUUGGAGCUGAUCCCAAAUCAGUACUGUGCUUGUUCUUCAAACAAGGUCAAUGUACCAAGGGAGACAAGUGUAAGUUCUCUCAUGACCUGAGCCUCGAGGGAAAGGUGGAGAAGAGGUCCAUGUACGUGGACUCAAGGGACGAUGAGCUGGAGGAAGACACUAUUGACAAGUGGGACGAGCACAAGUUGAAAGAAGUAGUGGAAAAAAAACAAUCCACCAAAAUAAAACAAAAAACAGACAUUGUUUGCCGGCAUUUUCUUCAAGCUAUUGAGAAGGCUGUGUAUGGCUGGUUCUGGGAGUGCCCUAAUGGAGAGCGCUGCAUAUACCGCCACGCUCUACCCCAGGGGUUCGUGUUCAAGAAAGCCCUCAAGGAGCAAGAAGAACUGCAGGCACAGGAUUCCAUUACUCUAGAAGAACUGGUCGAGAAUGAGAGAGACCAACUGGCUGGCUCUGGUAAGAACCUCACCAGGGUUACCUUGGAAACAUUUCUAGAAUGGAAGAAAACUAAGAUUGACGAAAAGAAGCAAAAACGGUUCAAAGAAGAAGAUUCUCGUAAAGAGGCGUUCAAGGCGGGUCGUACUCACGGUAUUAGUGGUAGGGAGAUGUUCACCUUUAACCCCAACAUGGUGGAGGAUGAUGACGAGGACGACGGUGGGGGUGUGAUAACCCUGGAAACCCGAGACUCGGACGAGGAGGAGGGUGGUUAUGUGGGAGGUGGUGUUGACCUCUCUGACCUGGAGGCUGUGUCCAAGUUAGCCACGCCCACACCCAUUAAUAGUGGAGAUGUGAGAUCACAGGGACAAGCGACCAAUCAAACAGAACCGGCUGGGACUAGCACUACUAAGGUUUCCUCUACGGACCAACCAUCGUCUUCAACAGAGCCUAACAAAGACGUGCCAAUCGACGAAUCACUAUUUGAUGUUGGAGAUUUACCAGUGGAUGAGAAUGAAGACGUUACGGUGGACGAAUCGUUGUUUGAUAUUGACAACUUACAAGAUCUUGAUUUGGAUGACCCUGAUAUUUUGUUGCCAGCUUCUUCAUCAUAGCAUAAUUAUAAUUAUUGGCGAACAUGCACAAAAACUGCUCUGCUAUUAUAGGGAUUAUUAUUAUAGGGAUUAAUUUUGUUGAAUGAAAAUAUUACGUGUGUGUAUAUUUAUGGCUUUGUGGUUGGAGAUACAUCAUUAUUUUUUAUAAUGGUGCAGGCAAUAAUAAUAAUAUUCUC